AUGAAAGACGUUGUUGUUGACGUGGCGCCCAAGUGUAUCAAAGGGCUCGAGUUCAGCGCUCUCUCCGCCAAGGAGAUCGUCGCCCAGUCCGAAGCUGAGGUCACCACAAGAGAUCUCUACGACUUGGAAAAGGAAGACAAAAUGGGUACUUCUUCGAACGCCGUGGAGUGUUCCACGUGCCACGGGAACUUGGCGACCUGCCACGGCCAUUUUGGCCACAUUCGCUUGGCGCUUCCGGUUUUCCACGUUGGUUUCUUCAAACAGAUCAUCAGAGUGCUCCAGUGCAUUUGCAAGUCGUGUGGCGCUAUAUUACUCGACGAAACCACCAAAAGGAGGUUCUUGGGCGACUUGAGAAGGCCCAAUAUCGAUAACUUGCGCCGCAUGAAGAUAUUGACCAAAGUGGUGGACCAGUGUAAGAAGCAGAGAAGGUGCUUUAAGUGUAACCAUGUGAAUGGCGUGGUGAAGAAAGCAGCAAGUGGCGCUGGCCCGGCGGCGCUUAAAAUCGUCCACGACACGUUUCGGUACAUUGGCAAGAAAGCCACGCCGGAAAAGGAGUUCUGGGAUAAGGAGUUUGACGAGGUGUUUCUGAGGAACCCAGAGCUUGAAAAGUUUGCUAAACGGGUCCACGAAGACUUGAAUCCGUUGAAGGUGUUGAAUUUGUUUAAACAGAUUUCGCCGCUUGACUGUGAGCUUUUUGGCAUUGAUGCUGCUCGUGGGGGAAGACCAGAAACGUAUAUUUGGCGGUAUUUGCCUGCUCCACCGGUUUGUAUCCGUCCUUCGGUGAUGAUGGACGCCCAGUCGAACGAGGACGACUUGACGGUGAAGUUGACGGAGAUUGUGUGGACGUCGUCGCUAAUAAAGGCUGGAAUUGAAAAGGGUAUUUCAAUUAACAAUAUGAUGGAGCAGUGGGACUACUUGCAGCUUUCUGUGGCGAUGUAUAUCAAUUCGGACGCUGCCAACCCGGCGCUUCUCCCUGGAAAUAUGGGUUCUGGCUCUAAAAGCUCAAAACCUAUUCGUGGUUUUUGCCAGAGAUUGAAGGGUAAACAGGGCAGGUUCAGAGGUAACCUUUCUGGUAAAAGAGUGGAUUUCUCUGGGCGUACGGUGAUUUCGCCAGAUCCGAAUUUAAAGAUCGACGAAGUGGCCGUUCCUGACCGUGUGGCUAAGAUCUUGACGUACCCGGAAAAGUGUACUCGUUAUAACCGCCAGAAGUUGCAAAAGUUGAUUUUGAACGGUCCAAACGUGCACCCGGGCGCCAAUUACGUUUUGAAGCAGAACGAAGCUGCAAAGCGUAAUUUGAAGUUCGGCGACCGGGUGAAACUAGCCAAAAACUUGAAAAUCGGCGAUGUCGUCGAACGUCAUAUCGAAGAUGGCGAUGUGGUUCUCUUCAACAGACAACCUUCCUUGCAUAGACUUUCCAUUUUGUCCCACUACGCCAAAAUCAGGCCCUGGAGAACUUUCAGACUCAACGAGUGUGUUUGUACGCCUUAUAAUGCCGAUUUCGACGGUGACGAAAUGAACUUGCAUGUUCCCCAGACGGAGGAGGCCCGAGCCGAGGCCAUCAACUUGAUGGGCGUGAAGAAUAACCUAUUAACGCCCAAAUCUGGUGAACCUAUCAUUGCUGCUACCCAGGAUUUCAUCACUGGGUCGUAUAUUAUCUCGCAUAAGGACUCGUUUUUCGAUAGAGCGACGCUUGUCCAGCUUUUAUCGAUGAUGUCAGAUGCAAAUUUGCAGUUUGACAUUCCUCCACCGGCGAUCUUCAAGCCUGUGGCGCUUUGGACGGGUAAACAGGUGUUUUCGCUUUUAAUCAAGCCCAACAGGAAAUCUAAAGUGGUGAUUAACGUUGACGCCAAAAACAAAACGUUCCAUCCGCCAGCCAAAGGUUUGCCCAGUGAAAUGUCGCCCAACGACGGGUUUGUGGUGAUCAGAGGGUCCCAGAUCUUAAGUGGAGUAAUGGAUAAGUCCACUCUAGGCGACGGAAAGAAGCAUUCGGUGUUUUACACCAUUCUCCGUGACUACGGGCCCGACGAGGCUGCAGACGCCAUGAACAGAAUGGCCAAGCUCUGUGCACGGUUUUUGGGCAACCACGGGUUCUCUAUUGGCAUUAAUGAUGUCACUCCAGGACUUGAAUUGAAGACAAAGAAGGAAGAUAUGGUUGAACUGGCGUAUGCCAAGUGUGACGAGCUUAUUGAUCUUUAUAACCGUGGGAAAUUGGAAACGCAGCCUGGCUGUAACGAAGAACAAACGUUGGAAGCGAAAAUCAGUGGUUUGCUUUCGAAAGUUCGUGAAGAGGUCGGUGACGUGUGUAUUCGAGAACUUGACUCGCUCAAUUCGCCGUUGAUUAUGGCCACUUGUGGUUCUAAAGGUUCUACAUUGAACGUUUCUCAAAUGGUGGCUGUUGUGGGUCAACAAAUCAUCUCAGGUAACCGUGUUCCCGAUGGUUUCCAAGACAGGUCUUUACCACAUUUCACGAAAAUGUCGAAAACGCCCCAGUCCAAGGGUUUCGUGAGAAACUCCUUCUUCAGCGGCUUGAGCCCUCCAGAGUUCUUGUUCCACGCUAUUUCUGGUAGAGAAGGGUUGGUGGAUACCGCUGUGAAAACCGCAGAAACUGGUUACAUGUCCAGACGUCUUAUGAAGUCGCUUGAAGACUUGUCUGCGCUGUACGACAACACCGUGCGUAACUCGUCCAAUGGUAUUGUCCAGUUUACGUAUGGAGGAGACGGUUUGGAUCCUUUGGACAUGGAGGGCGAUGCCCAGCCGGUGAACUUUAAUAGACAGUGGGACCAUGCGUUUAACGUGACGUUUAGGAUUGAAGAUAAGUCUUUGAAGCCGUAUGAGAUCAUGGAGGUGGUGGAGAAUGUCCUUAGACCGUUGGAGGAGAGGCUUAUCAGGUACGAUAACCUUGGGCACGUUGUGGAGGGUGAAAAGAGUGAAAAAAUUGAGUUUAUUGAUCAGAAAGAUGCUGAAAGAAACUUCUACAAGUCGCUUCGUGACUAUGUCUUCAAGAAAGCGUCCCAGCUUGCGCAAUUCAGAGAAAACAGGCAUUUGCAGCCGUUUUUGAGGAAAUCUAAUGAUAUGGAGAUUGAAGAGGACUCGUCCAGCACUCAUGCCGUCAACCAACUCCUCAAAAUCUCCGAAAAGUGUGUUUCUGAAUUCUUGAAUCAAUGCUUCUACAAGUACAAACGAGCCAAGGUUGAGCCUGGAACGGCUGUGGGCGCCAUUGGAGCUCAUUCUAUUGGUGAACCAGGAACGCAAAUGACGUUAAAGACAUUCCAUUUUGCUGGUGUGGCUUCAAUGAACGUUACAUUGGGUGUGCCUCGUAUCAAAGAGAUUAUCAACGCUGCCAAGGUGAUUUCCACGCCUAUUAUUAAUUCUGUAUUGGUGAACGACGACGACGAAGUCGCUGCACGUGUGGUUAAAGGCAGAAUCGAGAAAACGCUACUCAGAGACGUUGCUUUCUACAUUGAAGACGUUUACAAGAACGAUAUGGCCUUUUUAUCCAUUAAAAUCGAUACAAGAACCAUCGAGAAGCUCCAGUUGGAAUUGACCUUGGAUAACAUUCGCCAGGCCAUUGCCAACGCUCCAAGGCUCAAAAUCGCCAACAACGAGGUUUCCCUCUAUGGAAAAGACCGAAUUAACGUGUUGGUGACGCACAAGGAGCUGAAACUGGAGAACCUCGCCAAAACCGCCCAGUCUGACUAUAAAGUGUCCGAAACCAACGCCUCCCUUUUCUUCAGAAUGCAGCAUCUCAAGCGUGCUCUUCCCGAUGUGGUUAUCAAGGGUCUUCCCAACAUUUCCCGUGCAGUUAUCAACAUUCGUGAUGAUAGUAAGAAGGAGCUUUUGGUGGAAGGUUAUGGCCUAAAACAAGUCAUGUCGACAGAUGGAGUGGUGGGCACGAAAACCACCACCAACCAUAUUUUGGAGGUUUACGAUACGCUUGGAAUUGAAGCUGCCAGGUCGUCCAUCAUUGGCGAAAUCGACUACACCAUGUCGAAGCACGGUAUGAGCGUGGAUCCAAGACAUAUCCAGCUUUUGGGCGAUGUGAUGACGUAUAAAGGAGAAGUUUUGGGAAUUACCAGGUUUGGUCUCUCCAAAAUGAGAGAUUCAGUGUUGCAGCUUGCGUCGUUUGAGAAAACCACCGACCACUUGUUUGACGCUGCGUUUUUCAUGAAAAACGAUAAGAUCGAGGGUGUUUCUGAGUGUAUCAUUUUGGGCCAGACCAUGGGUAUUGGUACAGGAGCGUUCAAGAUGGUCAAGACGUCGAACUACGACGAGACCCGGAUGAAGAAGAAGGAGACGCUUUUUGAGAGUCUCUGUGAGGUUCCAGCGCAGGCAUAA
Molecule: messenger RNA, 4335 nt
Organism: Candidozyma haemuli
Lineage: Eukaryota; Fungi; Ascomycota; Pichiomycetes; Serinales; Metschnikowiaceae
Product: DNA-directed RNA polymerase III core subunit
Exons: 2
Coding region: 1-4335 (1444 amino acids)
Biological process (GO): DNA-templated transcription
Molecular function (GO): DNA binding; DNA-directed RNA polymerase activity
Source: RefSeq, a predicted model, not a curated record